Molecule: messenger RNA, 3099 nt
Organism: Cetraspora pellucida
Lineage: Eukaryota; Fungi; Glomeromycota; Glomeromycetes; Diversisporales; Gigasporaceae
Source: the annotation of a GenBank genome assembly
AUGUCAAAAUCAACUAUCAAAAAUGAUGACACCAUUGUCCAAAUACUUGAGGACAAAAAAGCAUCCAAGGACAGAAAGGAUGAUAACAAAAAAAAUAAACUUAUGAAAGAUUUUGCAAUUAGUCCAAAAGGUGACUUUGUAGUUGAAUUUGUAAUGAAUGACAACUUUGAAUCCGAAUUACAAGUGUAUAAUAUAAAUAAAGAUCUACACAGUAUCGAUAUUCCUAUCAAACCUAAAUUUAAAUUUCCUAAUGAGCCAUUUAAAUUUAUUAAAGAACAAUUAGAUUUAAUCAAGAAAAUUGGAUAUAAAAAUAUAUUUAGGUGGUCUAUUACCGUGUCAGAUAAAUCAACUAGCUUACCAGAAUUUAGAUUAUUAGCAUUAUCUUGCAUCAACCUUGAGGAUAUGAAAUCUUCUAAUGAACCAUAUCAUAAAAAAAUCGAAAAUAAUGAAAAUAAUGGACUUACCUUUGUUUUCAUGAUUAAGAAUAAUAAGAAUAAUAAUUAUUCAAUUUGUAAUAUUAAUGGUAAAGAAUUACCAAUCAAAUAUGGUGGAAUAAAAGGAUCUAUUAAAGACAUACAAAAGCUAAAAUAUCCAAAAAGAAUGUACAAUGCUAUAAUCAAUAAUUUGGCCUUCUUUCCUAGUGGAAGCUAUUUUGCUGAUAAAGCAUAUCAAUUUAUAUGCAAAUAUAUUGAAAUGUGUUUAAGUAAAUACUAUCUUUUGAUUGAUACUGCGAAAGAAGGUAUCGGAUACAUAGAACUUUAUGAUUUAAUGACAAACCAAUUAGUAAAUACUUUUCAGAGAAAGGUUUCAAAUAGAUCAAUAAAAUUCGAUGUUCCUAGUUAUUAUGUAGUAUCGAAUGAUGCCAAAUUAUUUGCAUAUGUAUCAUUAGCUAUUAAAGGAAUCAAAGUAUAUUUAAUUGAAUGUGGCCUUGAAAUAGCAGAGCUUGUGGAUAUUUUUGAUGAUUAUAUAUUAUUGAGUGACAAUAGAAUUUUUAUUGAUUUUUUUCCUGAUGAUGAGACGAUAUUUGUAUGUUUUUCGAAAGAUACAAAAUAUAAAUGUUUUUUUUGGAAUAUUUUCAGCUCAUUCCCAAGUUUUGUUAAAUCAGAUUUUACAGAAUUUACAGUUCAAUUAAAUGAAAAAAAAGUAAAACUUUCAAAUAAAUUAAUAGUCAUUGAUCAGGGUGACAAACUAGCCAUUUAUGACGAUUUGAACAUACAUAUAUAUUUAAAGAAUUUAAAGGAAGGUGAUAUUCAAGUCUGGAAAAAACCAUCAAGUGAUACCUCAGAUUUGCAUAAAGAUUAUUCUAUACUUGAACCAUGGUUAAUCACUGAAGGAUAUUAUAUAAAUAAAUAUUUAAUAGAUUCGUUCUACAUUGAUGAGAAAAAAAAAAAGCUUUUAAUUGGAAGUCAUACAAUUCAAGUUUGGCGCAAUCUUGAAUCAGAAAGAAGAUCGCUUGAAUUCAUUUAUGUGCAUAUACCUCCCUCGUUCCGUCACCGUAAUACUUUGACCACGACGCAGCAACUAUAUAAUUUUGAAUAUUCUUCUGCCAUAGAGGUAACAGACAUCGAGUAUUGUAUCGGAAAAUUCAAACUUGCCAUUCAUUCUGUUCAAUCAGUUAAGGAUAUUUCCACAAUUAUAAUAGAAGAAGAUUUUAUGGAUAUAGCAAAAUAUGCUUGUUUGGCACUUAAUUAUUUUUCUGUUUAUAAGAAAUUUGAAAUGUUCCUUUCUAACGAUCAACAAUUAAAAUUAGAUGAUAUAAUUGAACAAACACGAAGAAUAAUAAUGAGAUUUAUUAGGUUAUAUCCAACUGCUUGGCGGUUGUUAGAUAUUCGUUAUGAUUUAAUGAGUGUUCUUAUUGAAGCAAAAGAUUAUGGGCUUGUAAAUCACAUUUUAUCUUGCAGAAAAUUGAUUCAUGUACCUCAUUCUUCUGCUACAAUUUGUAAUGCAAUUUCAGAUAAUAUUAUGUCAGCACUUUUUUUGGAAUAUUAUUCUAAUAAUGCAAUUAAUAAUAUUGGAUGGAUGGAUACAGUUGUAGAAAUCAUACCGGAAUUAUAUAAGAGUGAGGAAAAAGUUGUUAACAUCGGAUGGAUGAAUAAAAUUGUAGAAAUCAUGUCGAAUAAUAAAAAGAAAGAAAAAGAUUGUUAUGCUCAAAAGUUAUUUAACCAUCCAUGCUUUUGUAGUAAAAAAUUGGACUUAUUAUCCUUUGAAUUCCUUGAAAUUUCACCAGCAUUAGAUGGUUUGUUAAAGAUUUUUAUACCUAUAACGCAAUUGAUUCCACAAGAUUCCGAGUUAGACAUACAAAAGAUCGAUCCUAAUAAACUUGAUGAUAUUCGAAUGGUACCUUUACCGAAUUUUACAAUAAGCUAUAAAAAACGGUCAGAUAUAAGAAAUAAACAAGUUUCAAUCUUUCAAAACUUUUUAAUUUGUCCUAUUCUUUCAAGCCGGGAUUUCGAUCAAGAUUCCAACAGUCCCUUUAUUAAAAUAAUAAAAGAUAUUGAUAUUGAUAUUUUAUGUGAAAACCCAUCUAUGAAUGCUAUCAUGAAUUGGAUAUUUAUUCUACUUGGUUUUUCAUUUCACAUUGGACUAACUGAAUCUUCAACAACAACCGAAGAAGAAUCUGAUAAUCCAUUUUCAAAUAUUAUUGCUUCUAUACUUGCAGUAUAUGAUUGGCCUUCAAUUUCAUUUGAUGCAUGGAAUUUUUGGCCACUCACUAUAAUUAGUAUAAUUGGUAGCUUUGUUUUUGUAAUUAUAUUACAAAAUGUAAUAAUUUCAUUCAUGAGUGAUGCAAUUACAGAUGCAGUGAAAAAUAGUAGGAGUAUAUAUAGUUAUCAAGUUGAUUUUAUUCACGAUUUUGCUCUUCUUGACAGAGUAUUAGAAUCUAAUGAUUUAGAUUAUAAGUUUAAGGCUAAAUUAAGAGCAAAAUACAUUUGCUUUUGUAAUGAUACAUCUAUUACGAAGUCAUGGAAUGAUAAAACGGAAAAAAUAAUAUCAGAAUCAUCGCCUGAAAUGCAAAUCAUACUUAAAAAUGAAGAUAAAUUUAGGCCAAUCAAGAAAAAAGAAAUUGAUGAAAUUGAUAAAAUUGAAUACUGGUUUUUUUGA